Messenger RNA from Drosophila ficusphila, 4114 nucleotides. It is a transcript of the gene ebo, whose product is annotated as exportin-6-A. Gene Ontology annotation, biological process: protein export from nucleus. NCBI's taxonomy places the organism in Eukaryota, Metazoa, Arthropoda, Insecta, Diptera, Drosophilidae. The record is from RefSeq and is a predicted model, not a curated record. The coding region runs from base 209 to 3352 and encodes 1047 amino acids. The transcript is spliced from 11 exons. Gene Ontology annotation, molecular function: nuclear export signal receptor activity; small GTPase binding.
GGGUUGUCACGCCAUGUCAUCGUUUGUUUCAGAGUUUUGCAGAUAAGUUUUUUUUUGGCCACCUUUUUUGUGUCUACAAAGAAAACCAUGAAAUUGCUGGACGCCGAGUGCUGAUGCGAUCGAAACCAGAACCGCGGGCAAGCGGAGCACAUAGUGACCCCCACAUCCAGAUCACAGGAAUCACCGAGGAUCGCAAAGGACAGGGAAAAUGCAUGCCGCAUCCAUGACGACGGUGGAGGGUCUGCUGCAGGAGUUCUACCAGCCCAGCACCUCGAACGCCCGGAAGCGAGAGAUCGAGACGAACCUGCUGGCCUUCAAGUCGCAACCAGAGGCGUGGCAACUUUGCCUCCGGGUGGCCACCGCAUCGGACAUUACCGCGAAUCAGUUUCUCUGGUUCUUCAGCACGUCCACGUUGGAGCACACGAUCACGCGGCGAUGGACGCAAUUGACCACAACGGACAAGACGUUGCUGCGGGAAGCGCUGUGGAACUCGUAUGCCCAACUGGGAAGCACGCCGAAUGCAGCCAAACGACACAGGGACACGUUGGCCCAACUAAUAGCGCUGCUGGGCAAGCGGGAGUUCCCCGAGCAGGACCCCAAUUACAUGCAGCACUGCAUGGAGCUAACGAAAACCAGAUUCCAACUGGGCAUCAACCUGCUGAGGAUAACUUCCGAGGAAGUCGUGAGCAACCGGGGCGAUCUGACCACCGAAUGGAAGCAGUACUUCUACUCCUGCAUCUCCAUGUGUAUACCCGAUGUCCUGGACCUGGUCACCAAGUAUCUACUAAUCGCUGUGUGCCACAUCAAUGGCAAAGACAUCCAAACGACCAUACCAAACACCCUCAUGGACUUUAGUCUAACCUCAGCGCUGCCAAAUGACAAUCAAUUAAGUUCCUCCAUUUUGGAGCUGCUCGGCUGUGUGCAGCACUUGGUCUCCUGGAUACGCACUGAACUGAUCUCGGAGUACUUCCUCAUGAGCAUACUCGACCUCUCACAGUGGCGACCCACCCACGAACCCAUUUCCCUGGCGGCCCUCUCAGUGCUGAACGAGCUCCUCUACCUGCAGAAGCCACUGCCCUUCGCGGGCACCCUAAUGGGUGGCGUUAGCAGUCUGCUGGAGCAGCACAACAGCAAUCGGCGGCAGAGCGAGAUGUACAGCGACAAGUUCCGGGAGCUGCUGCGCCUCUACACCACCAAGUACUCCGGCAAACUGAUGCAGGAGCCGGAGUUGCUGGAAACCUUCCUCAAUCUGCUCUACGGCUGCACCACAGAAUUACACGGCGCUUUGGACUUCACUGAAAAGCUGGAGAUUUGGACGCCCAUCAUCAAGGGUAUUGCCCAACAGCCCGCCAAAAUCACGCGCUUUAACAACGUGCUCACCCAGCUGGUGGAUGAGAUCAUGCGGCGCACUCAAUUCGAGGCCAACAAACCCGAACUGGAGGUGCUGGACAACGAGCUCAUGGAGGACGAUGCCUCCGCCACCGAAUGGCAGCAGUUCCUGGACCAAUGCUUCGAGACCCUGGCAUUGUUGGCCAACACCCGGGGCGUCCACAUCGUCUUCGCACAAGUCUACAACCACUGGUCAAGGCCGCAGAUGUAUUUGCUCUCGCUGGAGCACGCCUUGGAUCACGGAAGUGCGCGCAGCUACGAGGCGGCACGAAAGCUGAAGGGCGCCAAUGUGGGCGAGAUCCUGCGCGACUUUGCCACCGUUUGCCAGGCGGUGGUGCGUCUCGCCCCGCUAAUGGACACCUCGACUGCGGCGCCGGGGGUUGCGGAUGAGAUGGAGUGCCAGCUGCAGAUGCUGUCCGACAGUUUGCUGCAGACGCUGCAGCUCCUCGCCAGCAAUCGUUUGUGCAGCAGCGGCAGCGAAAUGGACAAGGCCACCUUUCAGACUGAUUUGGAUAACCUAUACGCUCAAGUUCUGCUGGCCAUCCGCAGCAUCUUUCCGCUCACGAAAGCCAUGAGCGGCGAGGAGCUGCUGCACCGCCUGUUUGCCAUUCUGGGUAGCAUCUUCGCCUGCAACGGCUCCCUGUCGGCAGCCUCGCCCAUCGUCCAGCAGGCGGCCAGCGAGCUGCUGCUCUUCAUCUCGACUGUGAUACGGCCCAAGUGCCUGCUAGAUAUACCGCAGAUUCAGAGCCUUCUGCAGGCCGGCUCCCGCUUGGGCGCCCAAUUGCCACGUCAAGUGUGCAUCAAUGUGCACAUCAGUCUGGUCAGCUACAUGGUGCUGCCGUGGAAGGGUGUCCCGGAGCAGCAGCAGGACUACCCGCGGCGCCUCUGGAUGCUACGCGAAUAUGUCCAGGGGCUGGCGCAGAACUUCCUCGAUCUGGACUUGGGCCAGGCCAACGAGAGCAAGGUGGCGGCCACCACGCUCAGUCUGCUGGGAACAUUUACGGCCCUCAUCGAGUACUUCAAGGCCACGGGCGGUAAUUCCAAGGAUAUGCUGGCGAGCACUUUCAAGCCAAUCUUGACCAAGGCCCUGAUGAUCUUUAACAGUUUUGGUCUGAGCAGCAUUGCCAUGGCCAUCACGGUGGCCGAAUUCAGUCUAAGCAUGCUCCGCACAUUGCCCACCCACUUGGGAGCCCAGUUCAUCAAGGAGAUGAUCACCUUGUUCAUCAAUGUCAGCAGCAGGGAACAACUGACUCUAAGUCGACUUGCGGUGAUGGAGAAGAUACUGCAGAUGUUUAAGCUGAUUGUGGAGCAGCCGGGCAGCGCGUCUCUGGGUCUGCUGCCCUCCAUUCUUGACUUUAGCACACAGCAGAUUUUGCCGCUGUUGCAGCAACAGAAUACGGUGACUGACAACAGCGAGAUCACCAGCCUGCUGUACGCCUUGUUCGAUAGCGUGCUCACCUGCAAGUGGCAGUUCUUCUACAAAAAUCAGCUAUCCAAUGGUCACAGUGGCGGGGGCUCCGGUAACUUCAACUGCAGCGAUAACCUGCACCCGGCCCACUUCAUGGCCAUUCUGAAUGCCUAUGGACAGAUGCUGGUCAGCGGCACGGAUCCCAGCAAUGUGCGCAGCGUUCUCUUCUCGAUGCAGAAUGUGAAUGAGCGAAGUCGUCUGUACCAGCGCGCCUUGUUCAAGGAGCAGCUGUUGGCCUCCUUUCAGCGGGCUUUGCUCAAUCUGCUGCUGAGUGGCGAGGGCUCCCUGCACUUUGAUAUGAUUGCCCAGGCCCUGUAUGCGAUGGGCCAGGUGGACCGGCGCCAGUUGCUCGAGAGUUUCGCCCACGCAUCGCUGCCGGUGGCGCAUUCGGCGCUGGAGGAGAUCUGCCAGACAAGUGACAUUCCAACGUUUACGCAGAAACUCACGCAGCUUAUGCAGGACGCCCAUUGUGUGCAUCUUAAUGAGACGGCGUAGGCCAUUUCCGGGAACACGGAACUUCCACUGCCCCUCAUCCUCGCCCCCAUUUACCGCGCCCCCUUUUUUUUUAAAAAUCGCAUCCUGUAAAGGGCUUACAUGUAAAUACUUUGUUUUAUGUUUUGUAACUUUUGUUUUUUUACUUUUCUGUCACUUCUUGUAUGCCAUAUAUGUUUUGUGACUGUUGUGUCAUCUUGCUCAGAUUCUUUGUCCUGUAAACCCAUGUCCUGAUCCCCUACGUUUGUGACCCAGUCCCCGCCAGAUUGCGUUUUGUUCUUUCUUUGUGCGAGGUUGUGUUUCUGAUUAGAUCGAACAGCAUUCAUCCCGAUUGAUAAAAGACAUUAAUUGUUAAUUGAGAACACAAAAUUAUUAUGUUUAAAUGCAUUCUUAACUUUAAUUUUAUGUUUACCGCGUAACACACAUACGAUUAAUCUGCUUUCAGUGCUGUCACCGCAAAUGGAUAAAAGUCAUACCUAUAUAUUCUAGUAGCAUAUAUACAUAUACCUAAAUUAAUUAGCAUACAUCAAUAUGUAAAUCACGUUACGUCAUAAGAAAGUUAAAAGUAUCAAGUAAAGAAACAACGGGAAGGAGACGAAAACCCAGACACAUUCAUGUAAUUUAUUCUGCAAAAAAAAAAAAAAAAAAAAAAAAACAAGAAAAACACAGAAAUCCAAGUCGUUUAAGCUGGGUUUUGAUGAUUUGAAUUAUAAAUGCUUAAGUCCCUUCAAUCAAAAAUUCAAUAAAACUAUUUUUACUAUUUUA